Molecule: messenger RNA, 1881 nt
Organism: Knipowitschia caucasica
Lineage: Eukaryota; Metazoa; Chordata; Actinopteri; Gobiiformes; Gobiidae
Source: the annotation of a GenBank genome assembly
AUGACGACCUGGUCAUUAGGGCCCGGUUGUCGUGGAGACGUUGCGGAGCCUCCGGACCCAGAGGGAGGAGACCAGGAGGAGACCGAGGACACAGAGGGAGGAGACCAGGAGGAGACCCAGGACACAGAGGGAGGAGACCAGGAGGAGACCGAGGACACAGAGGGAGGAGACCAGGAGGAGACCCAGGACACAGAGGGAGGAGACCAGGAGGAGACCCAGGACACAGAGGGAGGAGACCAGGAGGAGUCCCAGGACACAGAGGGAGGAGACCAGGAGGAGACCCAGGACACAGAGGGAGGAGACCAGGAGGAGACCGAGGACACAGAGGGAGGAGACAGGAGGAGACCCAGGACACAGAGGGAGGAGACCCAGGACACAGAGGGAGGAGACCAGGAGGAGACCCAGGACACAGAGGGAGGAGACCAGGAGGAGACCCAGGACCCAGAGGGAGGAGACCAGGAGGAGACCCAGGACACAGAGGGAGGAGACCAGGAGGAGCCCCAGGACACAGAGGGAGGAGACCAGGAGGAGCCCCAGGACACAGAGGGAGGAGACCAGGAGGAGACCAGGAGGAGUCCCAGGACACAGAGGGAGGAGACCAUGAGGAGACCCAGGACACAGAGGGAGGAGACCAGGAGGAGACCCAGGACACAGAGGGAGGAGACCAGGAGGAGACCCAGGUCACAGAGGGAGGAGACCAGGAGGAGACCCAGGACACAGAGGGAGGAGACCAGGAGGAGACCCAGGACACAGAGGGAGGAGACCAGGAGGAGACCCAGGACCCAGAGGGAGGAGACCAGGAGGAGUCCCAGGACACAGAGGGAGGAGACCAGGAGGAGACCCAGGACACAGAGGGAGGAGACCCAGGACACAGAGGGAGGAGACCAGGAGGAGACCCAGGACACAGAGGAAGGAGACCAGGAGGAGACCGAGGACACAGAGGGAGGAGACCAGGAGGAGACCGAGGACACAGAGGGAGGAGACCAGGAGGAGACCGAGGACACAGAGGGAGGAAACCAGGAGGAGUCCCAGGACACAGAGGGAGGAGACCAGGAGGAGACCCAGGACACAGAGGAGGAGACCAGGAGGAGACCCAGGACACAGAGGGAGGAGACCAGGAGGAGACCGAGGACACAGAGGGAGGAAACCAGGAGGAGUCCCAGGACACAGAGGGAGGAGACCAGGAGGAGACCCAGGACACAGAGGGAGGAGACCAGGAGGAGCCCCAGGACACAGAGGGAGGAGACCAGGAGGAGAUCCAGGACACAGAGGGAGGAGACCAGGAGGAGACCGAGGACACAGAGGGAGGAAACCAGGAGGAGACCGAGGACACAGAGGGAGGAGACCAGGAGGAGACCCAGGACACAGAGGGAGGAGACCAGGAGGAGACCCAGGACACAGAGGGAGGAGACCAGGAGGAGACCCAGGACCCAGAGGGAGGAGACCGAGGACACAGACCGAGGACACAGAGGGAGGAGACAGGAGGAGACCCAGGACACAGAGGGAGGAGACCAGGAGGAGCCCCAGGACACAGAGGGAGGAGACCAGGAGGAGACCCAGGACACAGAGGGAGAAGACCAGGAGGAGCCCCAGGACACAGAGGGAGGAGACCAGGAGGAGACCCAGGACACAGAGGGAGGAGACCAGGAGGAGACCCAGGACACAGAGGGAGGAGACCAGGAGGAGACCCAGGACACAGAGGGAGAAGACCAGGAGGAGCCCCAGGACACAGAGGGAGGAGACCAGGAGGAGACCCAGGACACAGAGGGAGGAGACCAGGAGGAGACCCAGGACCCAGAGGGAGGAGACCAGGAGGAGCCCCAGGACACAGAGGGACUAUAUCUAUGUAUCCUGGGAACACCUCAGGAUUCCCCCAGAUGA